AUGGCGCCGCAUAAUCACCCCUCCGCCUCCGAUGCCGGUUGCAUACCAGAGGACCAUCGCUGCAGCCCUGCCGGCUUGGAAGGGAAGCGUGCCGACGAGUUUUUCGAUCAUGUACAUGCCGAAAAUGGCAGUAUGUACGAGGCUCUCAGCGCGACAGAACAGAAGAAAGUAACUCGCCAGGUAGACCUUCGACUUUUGCCAAUCCUGGGUCUCAUGUACUCUAUCUCGCUGAUCGAUCGAACCAACUUGGGCCUUGCUCUUGUCGCUGGUAUGCAGGAGGAGCUUGGGCUCGCUGUGGGAAAUCGGUAUACUGUCAUUGUCAUGGUUUUUUUUGUUGCGUAUAUUCUCUGCGAGAUCCCCAGCAACCUCAUCCUUCCCAAAGCAGGCCCGGCAAAUUGGCUCGCGUUUCUGGGUCUAAGUUUUGGGGUUAUCCUUAUUGGAAUGGGCUUCACCCACCACUGGGGUACAAUGGCUGUCUGCAGAGCUCUUCUUGGAGUGAUGGAAGCUGGCUUUCUGCCAGGAUGUACUUAUCUUAUCACCUGCUGGUAUACCCGUUUCCAAGUAGGCAAGAGGAUGUCUGCCUUUUGGAUUCUCUCGGUCAUCGCGAGCGGUUUCGCCAAUAUCUUAGCCUUUGCCCUCAGCAAACUUGGAGGCCAGGCCGGACUGAGCGGUUGGAGAUGGAUCUUUAUCAUUGAAGGUGCUGUCACCUGUGCAGUCUGCAUUGCGGGCCGGUUUAUCAUUGUCGACUUCCCUAGCAGGGCGCACAAGUUUCUGAGUCCCUCUGAACAGGAAUUUAUCAUUGCGCGACUCAACAGUGAUCGCGGAGAUGCAGUCGAAGAUAAGAUCACCAUGGCUGUAGUCUUAACUCAUCUUAAGGACUGGAAAUUAUAUUUUUGGGCCUUUAACUUGAUGGCUUCGACUUUACCAGGUUAUGCAUAUAGCUACUUCCUCCCUAUUAUUCUUCGCGAUGGCAUGGGGUAUAGCCGGACAAACUCAAUGCUGCUAAGCGCGCCACCCUAUGUUCUUGCUGCUGUCAUGGCCCUGUUCUCUGGAUGGUUAGGCGAUCGAUUGAAGAUGCGAGGCCCCAUUAUUGCAAUACACCAGUUGAUCACAGCCGCGGGUAUGCUGACCACUGUGUAUGCGAAUACAAAUGCAGUCAGGUACUUUGGCGCAUUCCUCGGCCUCGGUUUCCUCCAGUUCUGUGUUCCAGGAGUUCUAUCAUUUCAGGCCAACAAUAUCACAUCUCACUCCAAGAGGGCAGUGGCCUCGGCGACUUGCCUCAUUGGUGGUGGCACAGGUGGCAUCAUCGCUAGUGUCGUGUUCAUGGCCAAGGAGAGCCCUCUCUAUACCAGCGGCGUGUGGGUAACCUUCGCAAUGUCGAUGAUAAGCAUUGCCUUAAUCAUCAUCAUGGACCUGUACUUUGUUCGGCGGAACAAAGCAGCCCGGGAGGCUGGGCGCCUGAAUGAGGGUAUGGAUGGGUGGAUGUACACCCUUUAA
Molecule: messenger RNA, 1497 nt
Organism: Fusarium odoratissimum NRRL 54006
Lineage: Eukaryota; Fungi; Ascomycota; Sordariomycetes; Hypocreales; Nectriaceae
Exons: 8
Coding region: 1-1497 (498 amino acids)
Biological process (GO): transmembrane transport
Cellular component (GO): membrane
Molecular function (GO): transmembrane transporter activity
Source: RefSeq, a predicted model, not a curated record